Molecule: messenger RNA, 1038 nt
Organism: Nipponia nippon (crested ibis)
Lineage: Eukaryota; Metazoa; Chordata; Aves; Pelecaniformes; Threskiornithidae
Gene: ZNF475
Product: zinc finger protein 475
Source: RefSeq, a predicted model, not a curated record
AUGGAAACAAACGUCAAGAAGAAGAAUGUGAACAAAGCCUGUAAUGCUCUGCCAAGUGCUGGAGAGGCCUCUGCUAGUGUCUCUACUAUCUUGCCUUCAGAGCAGGUUUCAUCAUCUAACGUGUCAGAUCUUCCCAGAAUUUUGCCCGACGUAGCACAUCAAGAAGCUGGACCCCCAAAAAGGCGACCAGGCACUGCAAUAAUAUCAAAACAGUCAGAUUCUUCAAACAUGUCUCGGAUGCCACUGAAUCGUCCCGUCAUUCCACCAAGAAGACCUUGCUUCAGGGUAUGCUAUAUCUGUGGCAGAGAAUUUGGGUCACAGUCUAUUUCUAUACAUGAACCCCAGUGCCUAGAGAAGUGGCAUACUGAAAACAAUCAGCUACCAAGGCAUCUCAGAAGAGCAGAGCCCAGGAAACCUGAGGCCCUUACUAGUAGUUCCUGUAUGCUUACAGCUGAAAAUGAGGCAGCUUAUGAUAGUGCUCAAGCCCAGCUCCUGCCCUGUGGAAACUGUGGCCGAACCUUCCUUCCUGCUUGUCUCACUGUGCACCAGAAGUGUUGCAGGGGAGGUGGCAGCGGUGUGGGGCUGUCAAGCUCUAGCCCCCGUAAAUCUGGUAAAGGCCCAAGCUCUGGGUCUGGCUCAGCAAGUGAUGAUCCAUCUAAGACCCGUCAAGGAAAGAGCAGAGCUGCACCAGCCGUAUUAGACAAGGCACAAGUGAUAAGAUGGCCACCAGCAGUGAUUUGUUACAUAUGUGGCCGUCAGUACGGAACAAAAUCUAUUAGUAUCCAUGAGCCACAAUGCCUGAAAAAAUGGCACCGGGAGAAUGACAUGCUACCCAAGCACUUGAGAAGGCCAGAACCCAAAAAGCCUGAAGUCAGUCCCAUACAAGCCAAAGGUUUCUAUGAUCUUGAUUCUUUAAAUGAGGCUGCCUGGAUCAGCGCCCAGAACCAGCUAGUUCCAUGUGAUAUUUGUGGGCGUACUUUUCUUCCAGACAGACUGAUUGUCCACCAGCAGUCCUGCAAACCGAAACCCGCAACAUGA